Aethina tumida (small hive beetle) is the source of this 756-nucleotide messenger RNA. RefSeq lists its product as uncharacterized. The record is from RefSeq and is a predicted model, not a curated record. Bases 30 to 602 code for a protein of 190 amino acids. Lineage: Eukaryota; Metazoa; Arthropoda; Insecta; Coleoptera; Nitidulidae. The transcript is spliced from 3 exons.
AGAAAUAAAGCGAUACUUACUUAUUAACAAUGCAUUUCAUCAGAAGUACUUUCUUUAUUCUGUUUUUAAAUUUUAUAAGAUGUUUUAGUGAGAAAUGUCAGUUUGAGUUUUUUACACCAGACAACACUGCGUAUAACUUUAUUCGCAACCAUGGUACUGAACUUUAUUUCAAAGUGCAUGCUUCAAAUGACGCUCAUAUAGGCCUUUUUUCUGUACCACAUAUGAAAAAUCCCUGGUAUGAAAUAGUUAUUGGGGGAUGGGCGAAUUCUAAAUCUGUUAUUAGAAAAAAUAAACAGGAUGAACAUGGUUUUAUAGUAAUGUCCUCUAAUACUAGAAACAUUUUAGACCCAACGAGAUUUAUAGGCUUUUCUGUGAGAUUUCAUAACAGAACUAUUGAUGUAACACGAGAGGAUGAAGAGAAGCCAUUUAUUACUUGGUCAGACACUGUCAAUAUUGCAAAUAUAUCUUAUAUUGGUAUCCACACUGGAUUUGGUUCUACCGGAAACUGGAUUAUAACUAAGUCUACAAAGAACAGAUGUAAAAUUUCUAUUAAUCUAGAUGGAUGUGAUUGCACCUCGAACGUUUGUGUUAACGAAGAGUAAUAAGCAGAUGAAAUAUUAUGUGUACUUUAUAUACAAUACAAUACAUUGAAUUGAACGGUUGAUUGGUGCAAGCAAAUAAUAGCUGUGUAUUUACAGUAUCAGUACAAGUAUUAUUGGUCUAAUAUUCCCAUAUUACUGAAAAAUAAGAUAAUUU